GUCUAGAGAAAGAAAUUUUAUCUCUGUAGUAGAAGAAAAUAGUGUUUCGACUGAGGUAUGGUAUAACUGGGAAUAUAUUAGGUACGUUUGAAUAUACCAAAAAUUUGAAUACGUGUUUCGUGUAUUCAAUACGUAUGCAGAGGUACACCAUAGGAAGUACUAUUUGCCGGUGAGUACCCGGUACUGGUACGGCAUAUUUGUCAAAGUACCCAUGCUUCAUAGUUGUAUAACUAUGUAGACAAUACUAGGCCUUAGUCUUGAAUGGAUGGAUAUGAGGCCUUUGCUGUGAAAAUAAAUUAGAUACGUGAAUAAAUUUUGCUCACUUGCUGUCCAUAAAAUGUGAAACAACAUUACAAUUUACAGCUACUUGAUUUGAGAAAGUCUUCAUAUUUAAGAAGUUAUUCUUUCUUGAUUUCAUCACCUAUCUCAUGGCGAUUAUUCUAUUUUGUAGAUAUUUGGGGUCCUUGAUGUGGAGAAAAAGGGUAGAAUAACAUUCAAGCAGGUGAUAAUCUCUCUUAGUUAUACAUGCGAUCCCCAAUUGGUCCCAACUUUGUCUGCACAAAGCCAAUACAGAGCCUCUCAUAGAUGGAAAAUCUAUUGCUUGUAGUUCCUGUAUGGGUCAGCUCAUGCCAUACAGCAACCACUUUCAGACGAGCCUGUGAAUUAGCCUUCGCUGAGUGUCACACUGGUGGAAACCAUUACAUUUCUGAGCAAGAAAUCCAUGAGCUACUCAAAUCAUUUGAUACCGAUAGCGAUGGGAGGAUCCACAAGGAUGAAUUUAUCGCCUGUUUAAGAAGAAAUCCGUUGCUUGUAGCACUUUUCUCUCCCCAGUUAAUGCACAAGAACUUGUCUGGAGCCGAUGAUACAUACGAGAUUAAAGGAGAUGGUAUGAUGGAUGAUGGGUUGAUGAGUCUUCUUGUAGAUUUGGCUCUAUGAAACAUUUUAGCUCUUUCACAGAGGGCUCAAGUGAGGAAUAGGUUAUUUGCAUAUAAUUCUUUCUUUUGAAAAUAGUCACUUAACUUCUUGUGGUUUGUUGAACAAAAUAUACCGUCUUCAUGAAAAUUAGCAAUGUAUUACACAUGUCUACGUUUUCAAAUAGUAAGGGAUUAUGUGCAUAUAUAGGGUUACAUUGAAGUGUUUAGUUUAGAAAAUGUGAUUAUUUAAGUUUAUUUACAAGUACUCAUAAAUUACAAGGAGUUAAUUGUUUAUUUUCAAAUGACAUGGGUAUUAUGUGCACAUAACUUGUACUAUAAAGGGAUAAAGUGAAAU
Camellia sinensis is the source of this 1269-nucleotide messenger RNA. The record is from RefSeq and is a predicted model, not a curated record. NCBI's taxonomy places the organism in Eukaryota, Viridiplantae, Streptophyta, Magnoliopsida, Ericales, Theaceae.